This is a messenger RNA of Silurus meridionalis, 2476 nucleotides long. RefSeq names its product chondroadherin-like b (gene chadlb). Gene Ontology annotation, cellular component: membrane; extracellular matrix. Gene Ontology annotation, biological process: toll-like receptor signaling pathway; immune response. The record is from RefSeq and is a predicted model, not a curated record. The coding region runs from base 150 to 2465 and encodes 771 amino acids. Gene Ontology annotation, molecular function: transmembrane signaling receptor activity; protein binding. The transcript is spliced from 8 exons. Lineage: Eukaryota; Metazoa; Chordata; Actinopteri; Siluriformes; Siluridae.
CACACACUGAGCCACCUCGCCUCAACACGGCAAAUUCCUCUGGUCUUGGUGCUGACUGGAGAAACUUUAAAAUCUUGUACACAAAUGGUUAUUUAAGAUAACUUUAGGAGGCAUUAGAAGACUGAAUUCCUGGUUCUAAGGAGACCAAGAUGUUUCUCCUUCCUACACUUCCUAUCGUAUUGUUUUUCCUGGGCAUCCAUGAAGUGAAAGCAGGAAAGUGCCCUAAAUUCUGCAUGUGUGACAGCAUUCAGCUAACAGUGGCUUGUGUUAAGAAAAAUCUGACUGAGAUUCCCCCCACCAUUGAUGAGAUCACAGUUAAGUUGGACCUGAGAGGCAAUAACAUACAAGAACUUCCUACAGGAGCAUUCAAACAUACACCAUACCUCACCCACUUAACUCUCCAAAGAACUGGCAUCCGCAAAAUACAAGAAGGAGCUUUCCGCACUCUUGGCCGUUUGGUCUUUCUCAACUUGGCUUACAAUGACAUUGAUAUUCUGUACCAAGAGUCAUUUGAUGGCCUCUCCUCCCUGAAGCAGCUCAGAAUUGACCACAACAGAAUAGAAGAGAUCCAGCCUGGAGCUUUCUCCCAGAUGGGUUUUCUUAUCCAACUCUCAGUCACUCACAACCAGCUGGUAUACAUACCGAAUAUGGCUUUUCAGGGCCUACAGAACAUCAAAUGGUUACGCCUCAGUCAUAAUGCACUGAAUUACAUUGACAUUGAAGCUUUUGCUGGCCUCUUCACUCUUACCCGUCUCAGCCUUGAUAACAACGAGCUCCAGUUUUUUCCCACCGAGACUAUGACAAGACUCCCUGAGGUGACACGCCUAGACUUGGGUUACAAUCCCAUGACCUAUCUUGGAGAGGAGGUAGUGUCUAUGGCCAAGCUUACGCACCUCUUUUUGGAUCACAACUCACUGCAGGAUUUCUCUGGUGCAGCUGUUUUGCGCUCGCCCAAGCUCACCCACCUUGAUCUCAGCCAUAACCAACUGCGCAUCUUGCAGCCUUUGGUACUCGGCUCUCCUAAGCUGACUCGUCUCAACUUGGCAGGCAACCCAAUUUACUGCAGCUGCUAUUUACGUCCACUGCGUGAGUGGGCAAUGCAGGAGCGGGUACAUCUUGGAGGAACUUGUAGUGGACCAGCCCACCUAUCUGAUGAAAGCCUGAGUGCAUUGCAACCUUCUGAUAUGCGCUGCCAAAGUCAUGAGAACAUGCGGAAAGCUGAACUAGAGGAACAGAACAGACUUCCACUACCACCAACAACCCCACCUGGCUACAAGGUCAAAUGCCCAGAGAACUGUGCUUGUGAAAGUGAAAACCAUCAUGCAUCCUGUGAGAAGCAGGGUCACACCAAAGUACCACGAGGCUUCUCUCCUGACACACGCUUACUGGAUUUACGUGACAAUCAUUUCCAUUACAUUGCUUCCAAUAGUUUUCCAGGCCUGACAGAGGUGAUUUCCAUUCAUCUUCAGCGCUGUAAAAUCCAUGAAGUGGAAGAUGGGGCCUUCAGUGGAUUGAAAGGUCUGGUCUAUCUCUAUCUUUCAGAGAAUGACCUUACAUCACUGAGCCCAAAUGUGUUCAAGGGUCUGCCUCAGCUCACCUACCUCCAUUUAGAAAAGAACCGAUUUAACCAGUUUCCCAAAGGUGCGUUUACACUUUUGCCUGGCUUGUUGACGCUACACUUGGAGAACAAUGCCAUCACUAAGCUUGAGACAGGAAUUCUGACAGGUGCUGAGAAACUGAGGAGUCUCUUUCUCACAAGUAAUGAAAUUACCAACAUUUCUCCAGGGGUCUUCAACCCAGCAUCUGACCUUGCUACUUUGCACUUAGGCAACAACAAACUUAAGCAAGUGCCAACUAAUGCGUUUUCAAUGACAAGUAGCUUGACAGAGCUUUAUUUGUCCCACAAUCCUAUUCGCUGGAUUGGAGCUAAAGCUUUUCUUCCAGUUGCAACCUCUUUGAAACAUCUUUACCUCAAUAACAUGAGUUUAGAAAAGAUGUCCAAGGAUUCACUUGCUGGCCUUGGGUCUGGACUACAGAGUCUUCUACUUGAGGGCAACCAGCUUGAGGAUGUGCCUGACUUUAGUCCACUUACAGGACUCGAAGUCAUUAAUCUAGCAGAGAAUCCACUACUGUGUGACUGUCCACUCUUACCUCUGCGCAACUGGUUAGAGAUGGUCAACUUGAAAGUGAGGGCCAAAUGUGGUUACCCACCUGAGCUCAAAGGCCAACGGGUUAAGGACGUUCAUGUUUUUAAGAGCUGUCCAGGACAGAAGCCUUCUCUUUCCCAGAAUCUGAAGCCCUCCAAAGCACCAAAGAGCACAAAACUCAAACCAGCCCUUGUAAAUACACCAACAGUCAUUAAAACAAAUAAUGCGAAGCCUAAACCACGCAAGAAUGCAAAAUCUCAAUUUGUACAGAAACCCAGUGUUAAGAAACAAAAGUCUGUGAUCACAAAACAUUUAUAAGAACAGAACUU